Molecule: messenger RNA, 1617 nt
Organism: Scleropages formosus (Asian bonytongue)
Lineage: Eukaryota; Metazoa; Chordata; Actinopteri; Osteoglossiformes; Osteoglossidae
Product: probable N-acetyltransferase CML1
Exons: 2
Coding region: 298-990 (230 amino acids)
Molecular function (GO): N-acetyltransferase activity
Source: RefSeq, a predicted model, not a curated record
CAUAACCCUCUGCACCGUUUCUCCCAUGGUUUGCGAAAAUCCCCCAUAAAGGGGGGUUUGUACCAACCUGGCAACCCUCUCUGUAAUCUCAGACAGAGGGGAAACACGUGAGUCGCACUUCCGCCACAGACACACACAAUAGAAGUACGCGGAAGCACGCAGGGGUACACGCCAAAGGUUGGGACCAUAGAUGGGAGAGUACGUGUCUGGAACACAAUGGUGUAAGUCGCACUUUGAAGGCUGCUUCCUCUCCAGAUCUCAUUCAGAACAUCGGGGAUUGGACGGGAUGGUACCAAUAUGACCAGCUUUCACGUGCGGAGAUACCGGCCCGAGGAUGCCGAGGCGGUCAAGAAGGUGUUCACCACGAGCAUGGGCGAGCACGUUCCCUCCACCUUCUUGCACAUGCUCAAACAGCCCCUCACCCAGGCUGUCGCCUCAUGCGUCAUUGGCGGCCUGCUGCUCAGCUCCAGGUCACUGAUCCUGCCGCUACUGGCCUCUGCCCUGCUCGUGGCGGGGAGCCGCCAGCUCGUGGGCUACAUCUUCACACGCUACAUCCAGAUGUGCCUGAAGAAGGACUUGGGUCGUAUCCAAGAAGCCUACAUGGAGCCCGAGGAUCGCUGCUUCUGGGUGGCGGAGAGCGGGGGCUGCGUGGUGGCAACCGUGGCCUGCCUGCCCUCCUCGGUCAGGGAGGAGUGCCUGGAGCUGAAGCGCAUGGCCGUUCUCAGGAGCCACCGCGGCUUGGGCAUUGCCAAGGCCCUGUGCCGGACCGUGGCCGACUUCGCCCGCCAGAGGGGCUACCGGGCCGUCAUGUUAUACACCUCGGUGGUCCAGAGUGAAGCUCAGAGGCUAUACGAGGGAAUGGGCUACGCGAGGGUGGGUGAGGCCCUCGUCCCAGAGAUGUUGGCCAAGCUGCUGAAUUUCACGCUUAUCGAGUACAGGUACGAGCUCCCAGAGCAGAAUGACAGACGAAGCAGCUGCUCUAGGAAAUGACAUUUGUAUUAUUUAGUUGUCAUUAUCAGUCGUUCUCUGCUAUUGGCAGAAGGGGCCUCCAAAACCUUUUCUGUCUAGGCUGCACUCAAGCAGUGCAUUUCAUAAGAGAACACGCUGCCCUCCACUAUCCUGGGACACACUGGCCUGUGCUCACCUGCAUUUUACCCUAUUAUUAACGGGAGCAGCCUUGGUAUGGGUUCAUACUGCACCAAGUGCAUUUAUAGAUUUUAUUUUAAAGACAUUUUUGAGCACAGCAUAUGUGUGUUUGUACGUCGUUGUCGACAAGGACCAUCUAGUCAGACUGGGGUAGGGGCGGGGGUGCGAUGUGCGUGCGCAGAUGGCUGAUUAGACCGAUUUGCACAUGAAAUGUUCUCUGACACUGCGGACGUGUGAUUGUGCCCUUUUGUUGGGAACAAGCGUCGCGAGAUUUCCAACAGCAUAUGCACUGGUCUAGGAGAAGAUGAACCAGAUGAAUAAACGCAUAAAUAUCCAGGCCCAUAUAAUUCUGCUCAAUAUAAAAAAGCAAUGUAGUGUUUCAUCAGCUAAGAAUAACUGAGGUGCUGCAUUUUUCCCACCACUUUCUUAUGUAAUCUCUUUCAUUACCUAUUAAAUAUGUAUUUUUGUCAC